CUUCUCACAGAGUCUAACUCAAUAAUAGUCCCUUUUCUGAAAUUCUCCUAACUCUCUCUCUCUCUCAACAAUGGCUCGUACUUUUGUUCUUAUGUUGGUUGCUGCUGCUGCAUUGUUGUUGAGCUCCACGAUGGCUCAAUCUCCAGCUUCUUCGCCGGCUUUAUCACCGACCAACACGCCGGUGGCCACUCCACCGAGGAGGGCGUUGUCUCCGUCUCCUGUUCCUGCUGCGGUGCCACCGUCGUCUUCUCCUCCGGCUCCACCUACUUCUUCUCCUUCGGAGCCCCCAAUUGCAGCUGCUACUCCGAACAUCCCUCCCUCGACCAUCUCGACUCCACCAUCUGAAGCACCAGGACCAGCUGCAAACGGUGCCGUUUUCAACAGAGUUGGCGGAUCUGCUCUCAUUCUAAUCAUCGCUUCGGCCAUGCUCGUAUAGAACAAAUUCUGUGGGAUUAUUCAUGAAUACUUGAGUUUUUUGAACUCCAGUACUUUUUUUUCCUGGUGUCGUUGAAGACGAUUCAUUUAUUUUAAUUAUUUUAUUUAUUUAUUCAUUCAUAUGAUUGAUGCAUACACACAUAUGUAUAAUCUCUUUGCGAUUAUAACAUAUAUGAUAGAUGUGCAUUAGCAUUUGUCAUUUGUAACUAUUUAAUUAAUUAAUUAAUUGCUCGUAUUUUAAUACGAUUUCGA
Messenger RNA from Glycine soja, 687 nucleotides. RefSeq names its product classical arabinogalactan protein 1-like. The record is from RefSeq and is a predicted model, not a curated record. Bases 71 to 436 code for a protein of 121 amino acids. Lineage: Eukaryota; Viridiplantae; Streptophyta; Magnoliopsida; Fabales; Fabaceae. The transcript has a single exon.